UAAAUAGGAAUACAGAAAGAGUUUGGUUUUUCACAUUACUCUUCUCCAUUAAUUAAGAGUAAACAAAAAUCAAUGAGUUCGAGAUAUUUCUUAUUGCUGGCUCUUUUGCUUGCAUUUGUAGCUCUUCUCAUCUCUUCAGAUGUUGCAGCUACAGACCUUGCUCAAACUUCCACUCAACAAAACAAAGUUGUGGAUGCAAAUGUAAAGGGGGUGGAGGAUGGUAAAUAUGGAGGAUAUCCUGGCCAAGGCAGUUAUAAUAACGGUGGAGGGCAGGGGAGUUACGAUAACGGUGGUGGCCCUUACAGCAAUGGCGGAGGGCGUGGCCGCAGAGGGCGUGGCGGUGGCGGUGGUCGUUGCUACUACGGUUGCUGUAGGAGCAAUUACUAUGGAAGAGGGUGCGCCAGGUGCUGCUCUUAUGCAGGUGAAGCUGUUGAAGCCAAACCCAACAACUAAAUAAGGCAGAGAUCCAGUACUGUAGUCAUGAUGAUCAUUCGAGAUGGUGAUAUAUAUCCAUUUAUAAAUAAAUAUUUAAAACUUCUACGUAUUUGUAAUUUAAGGAUGAAUGAAAUUAAGUCAUAUAUAUAUGCAUUAAUAUUAUUAUUUGUUCUUAAUUAUUCAUGCAUACAUCAUGAUAUAAUGAUAUAAAUACUGGUCUUGUAAUAGCCACUCUAUAUAAUUGAUCAGUUUCUGUUUGAAAUCCA
Molecule: messenger RNA, 701 nt
Organism: Cannabis sativa
Lineage: Eukaryota; Viridiplantae; Streptophyta; Magnoliopsida; Rosales; Cannabaceae
Product: glycine-rich protein
Exons: 2
Coding region: 73-453 (126 amino acids)
Source: RefSeq, a predicted model, not a curated record